AUGGAGUUUGAGACGCUCUACACAUGGAGUCGUGCCUAUGUGCUGCUGUCCCUCAGCCAGCAGGAUGGCAUCGAGCAGCACAUGGACUUUGACAACCGCUACACCCUGCUGGAGCUUUUUGCAGAGACCACCUCCUCUGAGGAGCACGGCAUCUCCUUUGAGGGCAUCCAUCUUCCACAGAUUCCAGGCAAGCUGCUUUUCUCUCUGGUGAAGCGUUACUUGUGCGUCACUUCAUUGAUGGACAAGCUAAACACGGCGGGGGUGGAGCCCACCUCUGAGCGUCAGGAUGUUGGCCCCUCCUCCUCCACGGCAGCCUACCAAUCGGAGCACGCUCGUGUGCAGCGGGAGUUCGAGUUCACCAUGGCCAUGGCCAACCUCAUCUCGGAGCUGGUGCGCGUCAUGGGCUGGGACCGCAACCGGCAGCUGCCCCUGACCUCCACACGCGCAAGCAGAGGGGUUGAGGAAAUAAAUAACGAAAUCCAGAAACACACCGUCCGCUCCAUCUUUCAGCCGCGCUUCUCAGCUUCGUCUUCUUUCAUGGCCACUACAGCAAUGGCUGCGGUCACGCCACCAAAGAAAAAGAAAACGGCAAACGGUUUCAAGACGCGUUCUGACUUCACUUCUCGUUCAGCUUAUGUGGAGUAUGUGCAGGACAACCUGAAGAGUGGCAUGAUGGUCCGUAUGCUGGAGGACUAUGAGGAGGUCAGCGCCGGGGAUGAAGGAGAGUUUCGUUACAGUAACGACGGCUCGCCGCCGGUGCAGGUUAGUGCUGUGUGCAUUCAUGGAGCUCAGUAUCAAACACUUUAUAUGCUGCUCUCAUUUUAGGGCUGCACGAUAAAUCGAAA
Sinocyclocheilus rhinocerous is the source of this 845-nucleotide messenger RNA. Its product is annotated as cullin-9-like. The record is from RefSeq and is a predicted model, not a curated record. Lineage: Eukaryota; Metazoa; Chordata; Actinopteri; Cypriniformes; Cyprinidae. The transcript has 3 exons. Bases 1 to 825 code for a protein of 274 amino acids.